AUGGCUUACCAAUUCCUUUGGAAGCCUGAGACUUGUCUUAGUUUUGCUUCACGAUACUAUUCUUACUUACAAGUGGGAGGCAACCUCAGAGAGCAUGAUUAUUACCUGAAAUCCAUAGUGCGGCCUAUAAGGAUUGCCUUAAAGCUUAUCACCCGAACUGCGUGGAAAAAGAUGAUAAUUUCUUGGAAAGUGACGUCCCCUGGAGCUGCAAAGACUGCAAAGUUCAAUUGCUUCUGUUGUCCAAAUGCUGUUUGUGGAGGCUGCCUAUGUGAUGCUAAUUUAGCAAUAGUUAAAGUGAAAAGAGGAUUUUGCGGUAACUGCUUAAGGCUUGCGGGACUUGUGGAAGGAAUAACCACUGUAGACUUCAAUGAGGAGAAGGUAAACUUGAGCCUUCAAGAUUCAUAUGAGUUCCUGUUCAAGCAUUAUUGGGACUAUAUUAAAGAGAAAGAAGGCAUGACUUCAGCACAUGUCAAUUAUGCGCGUUUUCUUUUGAAUCACAACAGGAAUUAUGAUUCCAAUUUAAGUGAUACUUGUGUUGAAGGAGGAGAAGGAGAAGGACUUAGUGAUUUUGAAGAUCAACUUAUCAUGAGUGAUGGUUUGGAUGGUGCGAAAGAACAUAAACCAAGUCAGAGUAGGAAGAGAAUCAAAGGAAAGCCAAAGGAAAAGUCAAAGACUAAGGAGUUCCUUGGGUGGGGAUCAAAACGCCUAUUUGAGUUCGUCACAUCCAUUGGUCAGGAAACAAAUAAAAAAUUGUCACAACAUGGUGUUACCACUAUUAUUUCUAAGUAUUGCAGAGAUAACAACCUUCUUGACCCACUGAAGAAAAAGAAAAUUAUUUGUGAUGAGAAACUACACACUCUUCUUGGAAGGAAGUUUGUCAAUAAGAAUAGCAUAUAUAAGCUAUUGACAAACCAUUUUGCUGAGAAUUUUGAAGAGUCGGAGAAUGAGUUUAGAAACUCUGAAUACAGCUCAGACGAAGAGGGCCGGAAUGUGUUGUCACCUUGUAAAAGGAAGAAAAGUCCAAGCUUGGACAGAAACUCUGAGAAUAAGGAAGCAGUUUUAGAUAUCCGGCAAAGCUGUUUUGCAUCUGUCAUACCUAGGAAUAUCAAACUUGUCUACCUGCAGAGGAGUGCACUCGAGGAGCUGUCAAAGCAGCCAGAGACCUUUGAUGCUAAUGUAAUGGGUAGUUUUGUGAGAGUUAAAGCUGAUCCCAAUGAUUGGAUGCAGAGAAACUCUCAUCAGCUCGUGCAAGUGAUAGGCAUAAACAAAAAUUCAAUAAAUGGAGAAAUGAAUUCAGAUAUUUUCCUGCAACUUUCAAAUAGAGUCUCAGACGUGCCAAUUUCCGAAGUAUCGGAAGAUGACUUCUCUGAGGAAGAAUGUCAGGAUUUGCAUCAGAGAGUGAAAGAUGGCCUGCUUAGAAGGCCUACUGUUGUGGAGUUUGAGGAGAAGGCCAGAACUCUCCACGAGGUCCUUGAGAAUCUUACAAUUAUAUUGGGAGACGUAGAAUCAAUUGGUUGCGGUUCGGGUUCGGGUUGGACACUUGGAGAUAGGGUAGAAGCACUUUCGGGUGGAUAA
Molecule: messenger RNA, 1575 nt
Organism: Dovyalis caffra
Lineage: Eukaryota; Viridiplantae; Streptophyta; Magnoliopsida; Malpighiales; Salicaceae
Source: the annotation of a GenBank genome assembly